AAUUGCGAGGACACAAAGGCCAACUCUUUUUCUUAGGGUCACUCAUCUUUCUCACUCUCUCCCAACUGAUAAGGAGGUGCAAAGAGAACUCUCUCUGUCUCUCUAUAUAUUUAUACGUAUGCGUGGGCUUCUUGGAUCCACUCAAUUGCUAUUCCAACUUGUGCCUCAUGUUAAAACGGAAGCUUUCCAUUCCCAGUGGCCCCAUUUGAUUGUUUUUACAGAGUUUUCUUCAUUACCCACAGCUGUUUUAAUGACUAUUUUCUUGCUGGUGUUUGGUUUCUGAGAAAAUUUUGGUGAUUUUCCAUUCUGCGUUUUUGAGCUUUGGUGAUUUUGUUUCUGGGUUAUUGAGCUUUGGUGAUUUUGGCUUCUGGGUUUUGGUUAGAAUGAUGUCAAUGACAUGCCACACUCUUGAUGCGAGAGCUGUGAUGGAUUUUGUGGCUUGUGGGUGUUCUUCCAAUGCUUUGUUGGACCGUUAUUCGGUGAGGAAUUACUCGAAGGCGAAUCCCAAGGGCAGUUGUAGAGGUUAUGGAGCUCGUCGGAAUCGAAUUCGGUGUGGAGUUUCUUCAAUGACAACAGCUGAGACUCCAAUACCAAAGAAGGCAGAUAAUGCUCUGCUGAAUGGUGCGCCUGAAGGUCUUCCACAGGUUUUAAAUUUAAAGAAAGAAUCCAGAAAGCCGGUUUCGCUGACAAAUUUGUUUGAAAUUGUUGCUGAUGACCUCCUCACAUUAAAUCAAAAUCUUCAGUCUAUUGUUGGUGCAGAAAACCCCGUCUUAAUGUCAGCUGCUGAGCAGAUCUUUGGUGCCGGUGGGAAGAGGAUGAGACCCGCAUUGGUGUUUCUAGUGUCCAGAGCAACAGCAGAACUAGUUGGAUUGAAGGAACUUACCAAAGAGCAUCGGCGAUUGGCAGAGAUCAUCGAAAUGAUCCAUACAGCAAGCUUGAUACAUGAUGAUGUUUUGGAUGAAAGUGACAUGCGACGAGGGAAGGAAACUGUUCAUCAAAUGUUCGGUACAAGAGUGGCAGUGCUUGCUGGGGACUUCAUGUUUGCACAGUCAUCAUGGUAUCUUGCAAAUCUAGAAAACAUUCAGGUCAUCAAGCUCAUCAGCCAGGUUAUCAAAGAUUUUGCAAGUGGUGAAAUAAAGCAGGCAUCUAGCUUGUUUGAUUGUGACGUCGAACUUGAGGAGUACUUGCUUAAGAGCUACUACAAAACAGCCUCCUUAAUCGCUGCAAGUACCAAAGGAGCUGCCAUUUUUAGUGGGGUUGACAACUAUGUAAUGGAGAAAAUGUACGACUAUGGCAAGAAUCUUGGGCUGUCCUUCCAAGUUGUUGAUGACAUAUUGGAUUUCACACAGUCGGCGGAGCAGCUGGGGAAGCCUGCUGGAACUGACCUUGCCAAAGGAAACCUGACAGCCCCGGUUAUAUUUGCUUUGAAGAAAGAACCAAAACUAAGAGACAUAAUUGAAUCAGAAUUCAGCGAGACUGGUUCCCUCGACGAAGCCAUUGCAUUGGUUAAGGCUUGUGGGGGGAUUGAACAAGCACAAGAAUUAGCGAAAGAGAAAGCUCAUCUUGCAAUACAAAAUCUCGAGUGUCUUCCCAAGACUGCUUUUCGGUUAGCGCUGGAGGAUAUGGUGAUGUUCAAUCUUCAACGGAUUGAUUAGCGGGCUAAUUUUUUUGGAUAGCGAGUAUAGACAAGCACUCUUCAGGCAGAAGGAAGAAAGGCUAAAGAUUGAAAGCGUCUACCGCUGCAAGCACUUUUCUGCACAUGUACAAAAGUGCUUCUGCCAGUGAUGACAAGCUGAUAGCCACUGCUUCUAGUGUUGAUUUAGUUAUACAUUCUUCAUAACAAUGAAAUUGAUACUUCACCAUUGUUGUACAAUAAAAUUCUGAGGUCAUCAAUAAUCUUCACCAAUAUAUUUUUACUGUUUGCUAUCUUGUUGAUGCUUUGAACUCCAACGACUUACGCAUUUUGUGUAUCGUUUGAACUAA
Malus domestica (apple) is the source of this 1983-nucleotide messenger RNA. RefSeq names its product solanesyl diphosphate synthase 1, chloroplastic-like. The record is from RefSeq and is a predicted model, not a curated record. Lineage: Eukaryota; Viridiplantae; Streptophyta; Magnoliopsida; Rosales; Rosaceae. Gene Ontology annotation, cellular component: chloroplast. Gene Ontology annotation, biological process: isoprenoid biosynthetic process; plastoquinone biosynthetic process. Gene Ontology annotation, molecular function: prenyltransferase activity.